Molecule: messenger RNA, 1875 nt
Organism: Morus notabilis
Lineage: Eukaryota; Viridiplantae; Streptophyta; Magnoliopsida; Rosales; Moraceae
Product: cytochrome P450 71A1
Exons: 2
Coding region: 37-1632 (531 amino acids)
Molecular function (GO): oxidoreductase activity, acting on paired donors, with incorporation or reduction of molecular oxygen; heme binding; iron ion binding
Source: RefSeq, a predicted model, not a curated record
UUAUUCUCAUCCUUGCAACAUCUUAAAGAGGUAAUUAUGGAUGAUCAGGCGAAACUUUUGAAUUCGUUGCCAAAAUAUUGUUCGUGGCAAGAUCUACAACAAUAUUUUGCUACUUCCUCUAAUUCUAUGAUCGUCUUAUCUCUCAUUCUCCUCAUUCUCUCUUUAUAUGUGUUUAAUACUAUUAUAAGAGGUCGAAAGCUGAAUCUUCCUCCAUCCCCAACAAGGCUACCAAUAAUUGGCAACCUUCACCAGCUAGCAGGCGCACUCGGCCUCCACCGAUCUUUCCGCGCCCUGUCGGAGAAGUACGGUCCUCUAAUUCUCGUCCACGUUUUCAAUGCGCCGACCCUCGUAGUUUCCUCCGAAGAGAUGUCAAGAGAGGUCUUGAACAAUUCUGCUUUCCUAGACCGGCCCCUAUCAAAGGCCACCAACGUUCUUUUAUACGGAAGUGAUAUAGUUUUUUCGCGAUACGGUGACUAUUGGAGAGAAACAAAGAAGCUCUGUGUUGUUGAACUGUUGAGCCUCAAGAGGGUACGAGCUUUCCGCUACGUGACGGAAGAAGAAGUUGCGACGAUGACGGAAAACAUUCGCGGUUCUUGUUCCCAGUCAGAAGGCGUUCCAGUAGAUCUUAGUAAGAUGUUUCUCGCUAUCGCAAGCGACAUAGUUUCAAGAUGCGCACUUGGCGGCAAGUAUGAAAGGGGAGAUGGCCGUGAGAGUUUCGGAGUUGUGUCAUCGAGGGCAAUGGAACUACUCGUAUCAUUCAGCUUUGAAGAUCUUGUGCCUUCCCUUGGGUGGAUCGAUGUUCUUACAGGAUUUAACCGAAGAAUAAGAGAGACUGCCAAAGAACUUCACAGUCUACUUGAUCGAGUAAUAGAGGAACAUAAAGAGAGAAGUGGUGAUAACCAAUCUGAUAAGAAAGACCUUGUCGAUAUUCUUCUCCAUGCUCAAAAGAAUGGUCAACUUCAAGUUAAUCUCACUCAAGAAAAUAUCAAAGCAAUUCUGAUGGACAUGUUUAUUGGUGGAACGGACAACAACACGGCGGCGAUGGAAUGGGCCAUGGCAGAGCUUGUGAAAAAUCCGAAUUUGAUGAGAAAAGCACAAGAAGAAGUGAGAAGAGUGGUGGGAAACAAAUCAAAGAUAGAUGAGACUGAUAUUGAUCAAAUGGAGUUCUUGAAAUGUGUAAUAAAAGAGGCCUUACGAUUGCAUGCUCCUGUUAUGAUCCCUCGUGAAACAUCUGCCCUUGCUAAGUUGAAAGGCUAUGACAUUCCUGCUAGAACAAGAGUUGUGAUAAAUGCAUGGGCUAUUCAAAGAGACCCCAAAAUCUGGGAAAACGCAGAAGAGUUUAUUCCAGACAGAUUUCUAAACAACAACUCAAAUAAUGCUAUUGAUUUCAAGGGUAAUCAUAGCCAAUUUAUUCCCUUUGGUGCUGGUCGUAGAGUUUGUCCUGGAAUUAUGUUUGCGAUUGCCCAAGUUGAGUAUGUGUUGGCUAAUUUACUUUAUUGGUUUGAUUGGAAGUUGCCUCCUGGUCAAAAUUUGGAGAAUUUUGACAUGACUGAGACUGGCCUUGCUGGCCUCACAAUUCGCAAGAAAAUACCUCUUCAUCUAGUGCCAGUAAUGUUUUCUCCUUCAUCUUAAUUAAGCAAAUAAUUCUGCUGGAUUUGUAUGAUAUAUCUUUCUUAAUUUCAUGUCAAUCGUCUUGCAUUUGUCGUUUGUUUUAUAAUUUCUUAAUAGCAUAUUUCACUUUUCGUGUAUCUCCCUAGCUAAGACAGCUAUAGUUCAUAUGUAGAGUCGUUGUCUUUUUUUUUUUUCUUUGACAAUAAUGUAAGUGUAUGAUGCAUCGGAAUGGAAUAGAUCAAUAUAACUUCAUGGCUAAGUGGA